Messenger RNA from Micromonas pusilla CCMP1545, 414 nucleotides. RefSeq lists its product as uncharacterized. Gene Ontology annotation, molecular function: serine-type endopeptidase activity. The record is from RefSeq and is a predicted model, not a curated record. NCBI's taxonomy places the organism in Eukaryota, Viridiplantae, Chlorophyta, Mamiellophyceae, Mamiellales, Mamiellaceae. The annotation marks the transcript as partial. Gene Ontology annotation, cellular component: mitochondrial inner membrane peptidase complex; membrane. The transcript has a single exon.
UGCCUCGUCAGCGUCGUGCACAACUACGGAGUAGAGGUGACGAUGUGUCUCGGACCCAGCAUGCUGCCGACGUUCAACAGGUCCGGCGACGUCGUGCUCAUGGAGCACGUGUCUGUCAUGAGGAACGCCAUCGAAACCGGCGACGUCGUGAUCGCGAAGUCGCCGAGCAAUCCGAGGCACACCGUGUGCAAGAGGGUGCUCGGUCGCGGGGGCGACGUGAUUCACGUCCCGAAGGCAGGGCAUUUCGGCGGGACGAUGCGCGUCGAGGUUCCCACAGGGCACCUGUGGCUGCAGGGCGACAACAAAGACAACUCCACGGACAGUCGCGACUACGGCCCGGUGCCGUACGCGCUCUUGAGAGGGAAGGUGUUCGUGAAGGUGUGGCCCCCGAGCGAGAUCGGGUGGGUGAAGAAC